CUAAAGCCUAAAGCCUGGAAGCUUUAUAGAAGGGAACCCCGCUAAUGAUUUACAUGGCCUUUUCCUUCCCUGACACGUUAUAUCCAAACCUUCCUCCUACAUAAACAAGGAGAUACCCCCCGAACCAGCAACUACUUCUCCUUUAUUCGACUCGAUCUAAUUCUGCUACUGUAGAUAUACCAUUAAUACACCCAAUACAUGCUAUUUUACUUCUCUCUUUAUACACCAACCUUAUAGAUACUCCGCAAGCAUGGCCCAAUCAACAGCCCACCGUCGGCUCUUACAAGAGUACAAGAUGCUGACCAACAACCCGCCCGAUGGCAUCACGGCUGGCCCAGUCAAGGAAGACGACAUGCUUCAUUGGGAGGCCCUAAUUCAAGGCCCCGAGGGCACUCCUUUCGAAGGCGGCGUCUUUCCUGCUGAGCUGAAGUUCCCGAAGGACUAUCCUCUAGCACCACCUAAGAUGACGUUCUUAGGAGAGAUCUUUCACCCAAAUGUCUACCCAAGCGGCUUAGUCUGUAUCUCCAUCCUACACCCACCUGGAGAUGACCCAAACCACUACGAGCACGCAUCGGAACGAUGGAGCCCCAUCCAAUCCGUCGAGAAGAUUCUCAUAUCUGUUAUGAGCAUGCUAGCGGAGCCCAACGAUGAAAGCCCGGCCAAUGUCGAAGCCGCUAAGAUGUGGCGGGAGCGGCGACCGGAAUACGAGCAGAAAGUUCGAGAGGGAGUCCGACGGAUGCUCGGUCUCUAGGGGAGAAAAGACAAACCAGUUACCGUUUUCGAACUAGUGGCCAACACGCACCCUUUCAACGCAAUCUCAAAUCUAUGUAGUCGAGCGCGACUCCAUAAGCAAUCAUUCAAUAUCAAG
Molecule: messenger RNA, 868 nt
Organism: Hypoxylon trugodes
Lineage: Eukaryota; Fungi; Ascomycota; Sordariomycetes; Xylariales; Hypoxylaceae
Product: ubiquitin-conjugating enzyme/RWD-like protein
Exons: 2
Coding region: 251-751 (166 amino acids)
Cellular component (GO): cytosol; endoplasmic reticulum
Source: RefSeq, a predicted model, not a curated record